This is a messenger RNA of Dermacentor andersoni, 1621 nucleotides long. RefSeq names its product mitochondrial coenzyme A diphosphatase NUDT8-like. The record is from RefSeq and is a predicted model, not a curated record. Lineage: Eukaryota; Metazoa; Arthropoda; Arachnida; Ixodida; Ixodidae. Gene Ontology annotation, molecular function: coenzyme A diphosphatase activity.
AAAAAAAAUUGUACAGUACAAAAUUCAUGGGUUUUAUUAUAGAGAUAUCAGAUCAUAACUUUAGUCACAAGUUGAGUUACUGAAGUGUCUGGAACAAGUAGAAAUCACUGAUUACAGCACACCAAAGCACAGGAUCGUAGACGUUGACGAAAUUCCUGGAAACCCGAAAGGUGAAAGCGGCAGUAAUGAAGUCACUAAUGACGUCACACACAAGGUGUAAUGGUAUUUAACUGGCUAAUUAAUGGAAAACAGUUGCCUCCGAGUUCGGUUCGUGCGUUGCGUUCGCCUAAAGUUAACCUAAAGAACACCAACGCCAAUGUGCGGGUGCCACAAGACGCACCUAUGUCAAAGAUUAGGGUCGCCUACCAUUUUGUUUUAGCACGCGGGUUACAGCGGGCGGAGCAACGGCACGCACUGGGUGGAGCUACAGCUACCACGUAGACGAGUCCAGUCACACCAAGACAUUGGCGCGAGAGUAGCGGCGUGUGCAUGCGCACUAUCACUUUGCACUGAAGCGACAGAAACCGUGGCAGGUAUUGUAUGACAGCCAAGUAAUAGGGGCGGUACGACAGCGUACGGCAGUGGGACACAAUCGGGUGGAUGGCUUUUCAGAAACAUAACGCGCACUUUCUUGCGUUGUCGUUGAACGGGCUGGCUAGGCUUACAAAUGUUCGCCGAAGCAGCGCCAUGAAACUCGACGGGACGUUUUUCUGCAACGACCGGAGGAAAGCCUGCAUGGAUUCUUUAGUGAGAUCAUCAGAAGAACUCAGUCGCAUGUUCCGCAACGUUCCUACUACGCUGUCAGCUGCCGUGUUGGUUCCGUUCUGCAUUAACCGCGGAGGCGAGCCCGCCGUCUUGCUGACAUUAAGGUCACGGAGCCUCGCCAGGCACGGCGGGUUCAUUAGCUUUCCUGGAGGCAUCGCCGACAAAAGCGACGGGUCAGCUAUGGAAACUGCGCUUCGGGAAACUGAAGAGGAGCUCGGGAUAGCGCCUGCAAACGUGGACGUGUGGGGAUCUCUUGAAUCGCUUCCGUCUCUGGGCUCCACGAUUUCUGUCACGCCCGUUGUCGGAUUUGUGAAAUCCAAAUCGUUGAUGGAAGAGCUCACAGUGAAUGAAGACGAAGUGGAAAAAGUGUUUAUGCCAUCUUUGCGAAGCCUGUGCGACCCUCGCGACUGGGAGUACACGUGCUGGAAAUACCCCGGUGUACCGGACCAUGCGUCGCCAGUUUUUGUUCUCAACGGUGACGAAAGGAUUUGGGGACUAACUGCAAGAAUAUUGCAUCUGUGUAUGGCCAGUAUUUUACCAGAACUGUACUGCAGAAGUUACCCAGCCUUAAACGUUACCAAUGGUGGCAGUAAGCUCUAAUGAUGCUCUUACUGAUGUGCACGGCGCUUCUGAAACUGUUCGCUCUUCAGACGGCAGACGAAACUUGCCCUGCCAUAGAUGACGAAACUGUGAAAGGCAACAGCUGCGGACAUGCUGCGCACAUUCCCUAUGCUGCGCACAUAACGCAUGCACACGUCGAAGCAGGCGCAAAAGCUAUAAUUUUUUUCUUUCUCUAUGCUAUAAUAGCAAAAGCUAGAAAGUCAUUAAAGGCAUCGCCACAGUUUCGUAAACAAAA